AUGAGUAAGAGGAUUCUCGUAGACUGUCACACGCAUAUCUACACCAAGCGCCUGGUGUCGCUGCUGCGCUCUCGCACCGUCAACCCACGCAUCCACACCAAUUCGCCCGACGGCACCGAAAAGCUCGCUAUCCUCCCACAGGAAGUCUCCGGCGGACGCACCGUGGGCCCGCAGUACUGGGAUGUGCGCAACAAGGUCUCGUUCAUGAACCGUCAUGCGAUCGACAUUAGCAUCGUCUCGCUGGCCAACCCGUGGCUCGACUUCUUGGACGCUCCGCAAGCCGUCACCUCGGCUCACGAGUGCAAUGCCGAUCUGGAGCAGUACUGUUCCGAUGCUACGGAGCUCUUUGCCAGCGGCAAGGGUGCAUCCGAGGUGGAGGCGGCGAGAAGGAUGAAGGCGUUUGGCAUCAUGCCGUUGGCGCAAGGCGUGGAUCCGAAGGAGGUGGUCAGCAGUCUAGAGUCGAUCGCCGCCUCGCCGAGCUUGUGUGGUGCUAUCCUGGGCUCGCGCGGGCUGGGCAAGGGCCUGGACGAUCCGGAGCUGGAGCCCGUCUGGGCGAAAGCAGCCGAGCUCGGGCUGGUCCUGUUCCUGCACCCACAUUACGGCGUUGGUGCCGACGCUUCACAACCGUCCGGUCUGUGGGGCUCGCAGGACAACGGACACGUGCUGCCGCUCGCUCUUGGCUUCCCAUUCGAGACCGCAGCUGCCACCACGCGUCUCAUCCUCGCAGGCGUCUUCGACCGCCACCCGAACCUCCGCCUGCUCGUCGCGCACUCUGGAGGCGCGCUCCCCAUCCUCUCCUCGCGCCUGGCCAGCUGCGUUGCUCACGACCCGCACGUCUGCAAUCGUCUCCAGCACGACCCGCGCUACUACCUCGGCAAGCUCUACUACGACGCCGUCGCCUAUGGCCCCGAAGAACUCGAGGCCGUCGCUAACAUCAUCGGCCGUGCUGAACGUUACAGGUCCGGCACCGCUGCUGCUCCUGUGGCAAAGAACGGUGGCGACUCGGUAGAGGUGGGCGUGCAGAGGAUGAUGUUUGGCACCGACCAUCCGUUCUUCCCGCCUACCAAGCAGGAUGGGACUGUCAUCACAGACGACCAGACCGAAACGUGGAGGUCAGUUACCGAGAACCUCGAGGCCAUCAGCGAUGUACCUGCUUGGUCGCAGGCGGCCAAGUUGGGGGUGUUUGGCCAGAACGCCGUCAAGCUGUUUGGGUUGUAA
This is a messenger RNA of Sporisorium graminicola, 1218 nucleotides long. RefSeq lists its product as uncharacterized. Lineage: Eukaryota; Fungi; Basidiomycota; Ustilaginomycetes; Ustilaginales; Ustilaginaceae. Gene Ontology annotation, biological process: secondary metabolic process. Gene Ontology annotation, molecular function: hydrolase activity; carboxy-lyase activity. The transcript is spliced from 2 exons. Bases 1 to 1218 code for a protein of 405 amino acids. The record is from RefSeq and is a predicted model, not a curated record. Gene Ontology annotation, cellular component: cytosol; cytoplasm.